Messenger RNA from Carassius auratus (goldfish), 838 nucleotides. Its product is annotated as DNA-directed RNA polymerases I, II, and III subunit RPABC1-like. The record is from RefSeq and is a predicted model, not a curated record. NCBI's taxonomy places the organism in Eukaryota, Metazoa, Chordata, Actinopteri, Cypriniformes, Cyprinidae. The transcript has 8 exons. Gene Ontology annotation, biological process: transcription by RNA polymerase II; tRNA transcription by RNA polymerase III; transcription elongation by RNA polymerase I. Gene Ontology annotation, cellular component: RNA polymerase III complex; RNA polymerase II, core complex; RNA polymerase I complex. Bases 119 to 751 code for a protein of 210 amino acids. Gene Ontology annotation, molecular function: DNA binding.
UGGCGUAACGUCUGACGUCAUAGGCACGCGUCGGCAGAAACGGGAUACAAACGCAAACGUGGAGUGAAAGGAUCGAACAAGCGUGAUAUAUUUGUGUUAAUCCCGUUUUUGGCGCGAUAUGGAUGAUGAGGAAGAGACUUACAGACUAUGGAAAAUUAGAAAAACUAUCAUGCAGCUUUGCCACGAUCGUGGUUAUUUGGUGACGCAGGACGAGCUGGACCAGACUCUAGAUGAGUUCAGAAGCCAGUUUGGAGACAAACCCAGCGAAGGUCGACCACGACGAACCGAUCUCACGGUCCUGGUGGCCCACAACGACGAUCCCACCGACCAGAUGUUCGUGUUCUUCCCUGAGGAACCAAAGGUUGGCAUCAAAACCAUAAAGAUGUAUUGCCAGCGUAUGCAAGAAGAAAACAUCACCCGGGCCAUCAUUGUAGUCCAGAUGGGCAUGACGCCCUCCGCCAAACAGUCUCUGGUAGACAUGGCUCCAAAGUACAUACUUGAGCAAUUUCUUCAGCAGGAACUUCUGAUCAACAUUACCGAACACGAGCUUGUUCCAGAGCACAUAGUGAUGACUAAAGAGGAAGUGACAGAGUUGCUGGCGCGGUAUAAACUAAAGGAAAGCCAGCUUCCCAGGAUUCAAGCUGGGGAUCCUGUUGCCCGUUACUUCGGCUUGAAGAGAGGCCAGGUUGUUAAGAUCAUCAGACCGAGUGAAACUGCGGGACGGUACAUCACAUACAGACUGGUCCAGUGAUGCUUGUGAAGUUUGAAAUGUUCUCCAACUGCUGAAAGUGGUUUUUAACAGUUUUUCCUUUUUUAUCUAAUAAAUAUGAUCCUGUUA